Messenger RNA from Vigna unguiculata (cowpea), 882 nucleotides. Lineage: Eukaryota; Viridiplantae; Streptophyta; Magnoliopsida; Fabales; Fabaceae. The record is from RefSeq and is a predicted model, not a curated record.
AUGGUUAGGACACGAGGAAAUUUAUCUAGACGUGGUUCAAAUGAUGUACCCGAGAGUUCCACACAAGGUGGUGCACGCAAGAGACCGACAGCCUCGGCUCGUAUAAGGGGUCAACAUGAGGCUAAUGUUGUUGAGGAUGAUAUUGUUGAGAAUGAGGUCUCCGACGUUCCUCAGGAGGAUAAGCAGGGGAUUGAUAACGAUGGUGGAGGAUUUCCUGGUGGUCCAUAUGAUACAUCUUUAUUGACUCGGUACGAGGAUCAUGUUGCACGCAUGAUAUGGGAUGGUCAGGAUCGAGUUGUGAAAGUAGUGUCCCAUAUUAAAAAAGUGAAGAAAUUAGGACGUCCUCACCCUUCUGUUGCACCUUUUGUAUUAGCUUCUGGAUUAUCGCAUUUGUGCGACAUUUUAUAUGAAUAUAUUGAUCUUGGGUUAGUAUUGGGUUUCGUGGAGAGAUGGCAUCCCGAGACUAAUACUUUUCAUCUACCCAUUGGGGAAAUGACCAUCACUUUGGAUGACGUAUGGUCACUUCUUCAUCUUUCCAUCAGUGGAAACUUUUGCUCCACUGAAAAUCUAGAAUAUGAAGAUUCUGUUGAGAUUUUGACGACACUUCUUGGUGUUGACCGGGCCAUGGCUUGUGUGGAGCUGAAUCAAAGUCGGGGUGCACAGGUCCGACUUAGCUGGUUGAGAGAGUUGUAUGACAGCUGUUGUGAAAACGAGCUAUGGGAGUUUGCUGCACGUGCAUAUCUUUUGCACUUUGUAGGGUGCACAAUAUUUGCUAACAAAAGCGCCACCUAUGUUCGUACACAUUAUCUCGAGCUAUUUAGAGAUCUCUCCACAUGUCGUACAUAUGGUUGGGGAGUUGCUGCUCUUGUCCACUUAUAUUAG